Archocentrus centrarchus (flier cichlid) is the source of this 1958-nucleotide messenger RNA. RefSeq names its product NADH:ubiquinone oxidoreductase subunit V3 (gene ndufv3). Gene Ontology annotation, biological process: mitochondrial ATP synthesis coupled electron transport. Bases 556 to 1842 code for a protein of 428 amino acids. The transcript is spliced from 4 exons. Gene Ontology annotation, cellular component: mitochondrion; respiratory chain complex I. NCBI's taxonomy places the organism in Eukaryota, Metazoa, Chordata, Actinopteri, Cichliformes, Cichlidae. The record is from RefSeq and is a predicted model, not a curated record.
GUGCAGGCAGGGCGGAGUGUCAGGGGUGCUUUGUUACAGUAAGACAGCAGUGAAGGGAAAGUUUAGCUGAGCUGAAGGUGUUAAAACUUUCACUGGGAGUGACCAGAUUAGAGGCACAGCUCAGGCUGAGACGCGUUGGACAUGUGCAGAGGAGGGCCAAAGGAUGAUGAAGAUGGAGCUGCCAGGCAGGAGGAAAACAGGAAGACCUCAGAGAAGCUUUAUGGAUGCGGUGAUAGAGGACAUGCAGACGGUUGGCGUCACAGAUGAGGAUGCGGGGAUAGGGUGAGCUGGAGGCAGCUGAUCCGGUGUGGCGCCCCCUGUAGGGAGCGGGCGAAAGAAGACUUCCGACGUCUCGCUUAUUUUUCUGAGGAGAACCCUCCAAAUGUCUGACACAGGCCAAAUCCGUCAGAUAGUCAAAUGAAGGGCCUUCAGAUCAGUUUGCUUUGAAAUCCUGUGCGGUCAGACAUUUUUUAAACUAGGUUCCGUCGAUUUCAUUGUGGAACUGUAUUUACCACCACCCUGUUUCCGACCGGAGUAUCAUAUUCGGAACACGAAAUGGCGACUUCCUUGUUUCGGUUAGGGCGACUGGGAUCUCUGAAGCGUCUCCAGCUGGAGAACUGGGGCAUCCUGAGGAGGUGCCCGGCUGCUUCACUCUGCACUGCACGUGAGGAGCCAGUGAAACCCGUGGGGAAGGCCAAGGCUGCAGGCAAGACAGAGACUCCAGAUGAGAGAGCAGCCCUGUUAGCCUACAAGACAGCAGUUGCCUUCCCAGUUAGACUUUCAGGGUCUGGACUUUUCCCAGCACAAUCUGCCAGAGAACCAGCAGCUGCCGUGCCAAAUCCAGUUACUGACCCAGAUGUUUCCCGGGCUGUCGGUGGUGCAGUUCCACCUAUAGUUGCUUCACCUUCUCCAGCUCACGAAAUCCCAUUUGAGGCGCACAGUAAACUCUCAGCACCAAAAGACAUUCCAGCUGCAGCAUCCUCUGAGCGUGGUGAUGCAGCCGCCCGUGGCUUGUCGUCCUCUUCAUCCUCAUCAUCAUCUAGCGAAUCUGAUUCUGAUUCAGACUCUGACUCUGAGGAUGAGAAGUCAGAGCCGAAGACUAGAACCAGGAGCUCUGCACCUGCAGCAGAACCCCAGAAGGUUACAGUCACAGAAGUGAAGGAAGGCACUAAUGAGGGUCAGAAUGAAUCUGGAGCUCCUCUCACAUCUGGUGCAGAGACAGCAGCACCCUCAAAAGCAGCUCAAGCUACUGUGAAGGCACCCAGUGUUGGUUUGGAGAAGUUAGUGAACCCAGCCCCUGAAUUGUGCACCGCUGCAGAAAACACUAGAAAGGUGACCGGCUCUGAUGUUUCAGCCAAAGAUCCUCCAGAAGUGAUAAAAGAUGCUCCAUUUCCUGCUGAUGCUCAGGUAGAGGCUCCAGCUGAAGGUGAUGGUGAGGCUCUAACCUCAGGAGAAACCCAGCCUGCCUCUGCUGCAGCUGCCACUGCAACUGGAGUUGAGCCUGCAGAAGCUGGAGCUGCCUCUGCAAACCCCCCCACAGAAGAUGUUCCCCCUGCUGAAGUAGCUUCUGCCCAUGCAGGGAGCACCGAGGAGCUGGUGGACCCUGAUCCUGUUGUGACAGAAGCUGCAGGAGAGGAGCUGCAGGCAGAGGCCACACCUGAACACUCUGAGGAGGCUGUGGCAGCAGCACCUCCAGAGCCUGAAGAACUCUUUGAUAACAGCACUUACAAAAACUGCCAGCACCACAGCUACACCCCCUACACAUUUGCAGACCUGGAUGUAGAGAUGGCCAAGUUUCGCCUCCCUCAGCCCUCCUCUGGCAAGCUGUCACCCAGACACUAAGAAGAGCUGACCCGGCUGCAGAUUACUGCUCAGCGAUGCUAGUGAUGGCAGUGUAACACUGUGUGCCAUCGUCCCUCUGCUUCUGUUAAAAUGUUCUAUCAUUAAAGUGCACACAU